Messenger RNA from Megalops cyprinoides (Indo-Pacific tarpon), 1744 nucleotides. Its product is annotated as tryptophan 5-hydroxylase 1-like. The transcript has 11 exons. Gene Ontology annotation, molecular function: tryptophan 5-monooxygenase activity; iron ion binding. Bases 91 to 1536 code for a protein of 481 amino acids. Lineage: Eukaryota; Metazoa; Chordata; Actinopteri; Elopiformes; Megalopidae. Gene Ontology annotation, cellular component: neuron projection. Gene Ontology annotation, biological process: serotonin biosynthetic process; aromatic amino acid metabolic process. The record is from RefSeq and is a predicted model, not a curated record.
CCCACACCUCAAUAGUUAAAAUAGUUGCGUUACUGAAACGCCCGAUUCAAGCGUCCACCCAGAAGUAUAUAAAUAUAUAAGGAGUUUGAUAUGUAUUCGACCAAGAUUGAUGGGCCACGCCGAGGAAGGUCUUUUGACUCUAUGAACACCUGUUUCGAGGAAAAGCAACUCAACAAUGAGAUGAACAAAUCUACGUUCAGCAAGAUCGAGGAGAACAGAGAUAACAAGAGCCUGUCGACAGAACGGGGGAGAGCCGCUAUUGUCUUCUCCCUUAAGAAUGAAGUUGGAGGACUCGUGAAGGCGCUUAAACUUUUUCAGGAGAAUCACGUCAACCUCGUCCACAUUGAGUCCCGAAAAUCGAAGAGACGCAACUCGGAGUUCGAAAUCUUUGUGGACUGCGACAGCAACCACGAGCAGCUAAACGAAAUUAUUCAGCUGCUACGGAAACACGUGAACGUGGUCGGCAUGGAUCCGCCUGACAACUCCUGCUUGCCCGAGGAAGAAAUGGACAAUGUGCCCUGGUUCCCAAAGAAGAUUUCUGACCUAGACAAGUGUGCCAACCGUGUCCUAAUGUACGGUUCAGACCUGGACGCUGACCACCCGGGUUUCAAGGACAAUGUCUACCGCAAGAGGAGAAAGUAUUUUGCUGAUCUGGCCAUGAACUACAAACAUGGGGACCCCAUCCCUCGCAUCGAGUUCACAGAGGAGGAGGUGAAGACGUGGGGUGUGGUGUUCAGGGAGCUGAACAAGCUGUACCCCACCCACGCCUGCCGGGAGUACCUGAAGAACCUGCCGCUGCUGACCAAAUACUGCGACUGCCGGGAAGACAACAUCCCCCAGCUGGAGGAUGUGUCGCGAUUCCUCAGGGAGCGAACAGGCUUCACCAUUCGGCCAGUGGCAGGCUACCUCUCGCCUCGAGACUUCCUUGCAGGCCUGGCUUUCCGCGUUUUCCACUGCACCCAGUAUGUUCGCCACAGCUCCGAUCCCCUCUACACACCAGAGCCGGACACGUGCCAUGAACUGCUGGGCCAUGUGCCCCUGUUGGCAGAGCCCAGCUUCGCCCAGUUCUCCCAGGAGAUCGGCCUGGCCUCACUCGGGGCCUCUGACGACUCCAUCCAGAAGCUGGCCACGUGCUACUUCUUCACGGUGGAGUUUGGCCUGUGUAAGCAGGAGGGGAAGCUGCGGGCAUAUGGAGCAGGCCUGCUGUCCUCCAUCAGUGAGCUGAAGCAUGCCCUCUCUGGGAACUCCAAAAUCCUGCCCUUUGACCCCCAGGUCACAUGCAAACAGGAGUGCAUAAUCACCACCUUCCAGGAUGUCUAUUUUGUGUCAGAUAGCUUUGAAGAGGCCAAGGUCAAGAUGAGAGAGUUUGCCAAGACCAUCAAGCGGCCCUUUACAGUACGCUACAACCCCUACACUCAGAGCGUGGAUGUUCUGAAGGACACGCCCAGCAUCAACAGCGUGGUGGAAGAGCUGCGGCAUGAGCUGGACAUCGUGGGAGACGCGCUCAGCAGGCUCAACAAGCAGCUAGGCGUCUGAGCCCGCCGACCCUAUCCCACAAUCCUUCAGCGACCCUUUUCAUGGAUCCCAAAAAGCAUGGUAGUCAGAACUAUAGUUUUAGGAUUACUAGAUAAAACAUUCUCUCAUCUGCAUUUAAGGAUUUAUAUAUAAACUCAUGCAAUUAAUCAAAAAAGAACAUUUUUAAAACCACAGUUAAUCACCACACCGUGUUUUGACCCUCCUAAGA